AAUGUUUAUGUGCUCUGAAUGCUUGGAUUUUGUUAUGAGAAUUUAAGCGUGAGAUGUAAAGAUAGGGGUUGUACUUGUAUCUUGAGCUGUGCAGCUUUCGAUAAACAAGGAAAGAGACCGUAUUUUGUCCACGUGUUUGAGAGCAAGUGGCGCUAUUUUUUUGUCUUGGGUACUCAUACAAAAUGCUUCACCUAUACUAUGGUAGCCCAGCUAUUGAGGCUUUAGGUGGUGGACGCGGUUUUUCUCCAUUAGCGCAACGAGGCAGAACAGCAUCUCAUGGACAACAUUUGAAUUUAUUCCCAAACCUUGUAUUCAAGAGCAGCAAGAAGACAAAAAAGUUUGCUGAAAUCCGAGGAAGCUCGUUGGAUCUCCCUUUAAGUGAGGACAAUAGUUUGGUACGUAUUAACGUAAGUGGUAAAAUCUUCGACUUUUCUCGAGCAAUUUUGGAGAAAUACCCUGACAGCCUGCUCGCUAAACGUAGUCGCGCAGGAACGUACUAUGAUUUUGAUCGAAAGGACUACUUUUUCGACCGCAGUCGCAUCGCCUUCGACAGCAUUUAUCACUUUUAUCAGACCCAAGGACAAGUUGUAUUCCCUAAGGACUUUCCUGAACAACUCGUCAUGGACGAGUUUCAUUUCUUCGGUUUGUAUGACUACAUGGAUCCUAACGAAAAACAACAGUUUGUGCAACCAAGCGACAUAAUAAAAGAAGAAAUUGUACCAAAGUACGACUGGCAGCGAAAGAUGUGGCAGCUUAUAGACCACCCAGAAACGAACCUAGCCUCUAAAAUCAUCAGCAUUAUCUCUCUUCUCGUCAUAGCUUUGUCAAUUGUUAUCCUCUGCGUAGAAACGUUGCCCUCUGUGCGGAGUCGACGUAAGAGAGAAGGCACCGGAUUUUACAGAUCAGAAAUUUUCGUUCUCGAAAGCUUUUGCAUCAUAUACUUUACGAUUGAGAUUAUCUUACGAUUUAUUGCUUCACCAAUCAAAUCAAAAUUUUGGUUAAAAGUCCUGAACAUCAUCGACCUUCUAGCUAUUCUACCUUAUUAUAUUAUCCUUGGGUUGGAGAACGACUACAGCAAUAAGAGCAUCGUAGCUCUAAGAGUCUUCCGACUUGCCCGAGCUUUUCGGAUCUUAAAAGUGUCUAGAUAUGUAUCUGGUAUGAAAGUACUUGGUCAGACUCUACGGGAGGCCUUGAGCGACCUUUGGAUGAUAGCCUUCUUGACAGUGAUAGGGACUCUGCUUUUCGCUAGUUGUGUGUUUUACUUUGAACAAAUCUGGGAUCCGGGUACGAAGUUUGAAAGCAUCCCUUUAUCAUUCUGGUGGUCAAUUGUGACUAUAUCGACUGUUGGCUACGGAGAUAUGGCACCGAAGACUUUAGCUGGCAAACUUGUCGGUUCUACUUGCGCCAUGUCAGGAGUUCUUCUCAUUGCGCCAUUGCUUCCAAUCAUCUACGAACGAUGGCAGCGUUACUACCAGCUUGACCAAGACGGAAAACGCAUCAGAGCAGGACAUAAACUCUUGCGUGACCUGCAAAAAAAGCGAUGUCCACCAACUACUCUCGAAGACGCCGUAGAAUCAAAAAAGGACAACUCCGAAAAGCAAAAGAAGCGAGAAAGGAAAGCAUCUGAAACGAAAGAGAGAAAGAUAUCUGAGACGAAAGAAAGAUCUAAAAAGCCAUCGGUUUCUUCCAAGAGUGAAAAAGAUGGAGAAGCUGAAACGGAAGAACGAUCUGAUGAUGAUCCAGUAUGGAAACACAUUAAAAGGGCAAGUAUAAAACGGAGAGAGAGCAGUCAGAAUUUGUUGCGUAGUACAAGUGUUGACAACCAAAACCCUUCAAGCAGGGGAUCGUUAACAAGGAAAAAACAGGUUGAUGGAAAAUCCAGGAAAGGCAAGGACAUUGUAGCAAACCAUAGUCAAAGCACCGCGAUUAAACGUGAACACGAAAAGAUCCCCGAAAACAAGAAAGAUACCGAGGAACUUCAAAAUACUUCAGACAAACCUCGAGGGGACCCAGUAUUUCAUAUUUGUCCCAGUGAAGACGACGUUGAGCGAGAAAAACGAUGGGAUGAACCAGGUCCAAGUAAUGUCAAGUAUUAAACUUGAAAGUGGUGGCAAGAUUUACGCAGCAGUUUGUCGGCUAUUGGAGCAAGAAAUUUUGCGCCUGCGAUGCUAUGUUCAGUUGGCAUACUCGCCAUUUCUUGUCCCGUCGUCGUGUUUGUGAGAGCUACGUCAUUUGACGAACCUAACAAAUAUUACACAUUUUUGAGUUUCAUCAAUUGUUUAAUUCGUAAUUCGAAAACAGUGAAGGUGAAAAUUCAAUCUAAGAAAAUGAUUUUUAUUUAUUUAUUUAUUUAUUCAUUUCAUGUCAUUUCAUUUCCUCUCAUUUCAUCUCACCUAAUUUCCUCUUAUUUUAUUUUAUUUUGUAUUUAUUUAUUUUAAAAACAACAACUGGCAUGGACAUGUAUAACUGGAUUAACCGCACCAGGAUGCCCUGAAAAGUACAAAGUAGAUUCACAUUAACGAAAACCGAUUGAAGUAAUCAAGUGGCGAUGUAAUGGAGCUGACGAUGGGGAGUCUUUAACUCAAUAUCAUAUCCAAAUAACAUUGAAACUUUGAAGUUGCGAAAGGUUUUUCUAUCCGAGACUAUGGACAAUUCAAUUACACGAAAGUAUUUUAUCUAAAAUGAGAAAUAAGAAACGAAAGUCAUGAAAAAUAGAAAUAAAAAAAUAAAUUAACUUUGUUUAUAGAGGAUAACACAGUAGUUUUUCUGAUAAAUUUGUUGUCCUCUUUUAACGUCUCUAAUUAAUUAGGGACGGAACCCCUUAACGUGGUUAUCCGUGGUCAUCUAUUCAUGUAUGAAAAUUUUUUUAAGAUUCCUCCUACCUCAGAGCGACGUCUGUAAAAACGUUGUUGGAUAGUUUUUCAUAUAUAUUCAUUGAAGGCGAUUAGUUUGUAUGCUUUAGAAACAAGAUAUUUUUUAUCUAAGGACUGUUAAAGCGAAUUGUGAUUCGAUUUGAUGUAGAAAAAUUAAAUGAGCUUUUUCUGUAA
This is a messenger RNA of Actinia tenebrosa (Australian red waratah sea anemone), 3047 nucleotides long. RefSeq names its product potassium voltage-gated channel subfamily A member 7. Gene Ontology annotation, cellular component: voltage-gated potassium channel complex; membrane. The record is from RefSeq and is a predicted model, not a curated record. NCBI's taxonomy places the organism in Eukaryota, Metazoa, Cnidaria, Anthozoa, Actiniaria, Actiniidae. Gene Ontology annotation, biological process: action potential; potassium ion transmembrane transport; protein homooligomerization. Gene Ontology annotation, molecular function: delayed rectifier potassium channel activity.